Leishmania major strain Friedlin is the source of this 3420-nucleotide messenger RNA. RefSeq lists its product as hypothetical. Gene Ontology annotation, biological process: intra-Golgi vesicle-mediated transport. The transcript has a single exon. Gene Ontology annotation, cellular component: COG complex. The record is from RefSeq and is a predicted model, not a curated record. Bases 1 to 3420 code for a protein of 1139 amino acids. Lineage: Eukaryota; Euglenozoa; Kinetoplastea; Trypanosomatida; Trypanosomatidae.
AUGCCGCUCUCGGUGCCGUCGUCCUGGGGCGGCUCAUUCCCUUCGCCGCAGGAAGCCGCCAAUGUACGACCCUCGCUUGCUGCACCAGAGAAGCAGCCCGCGGCGGCAGGAGUCACGGAUGGCGUUGCGCCAGCGGCAGCGGCAAGGACCUCGCACGCCCCUCCGUCACUCCCUACACCCUCCGCGCUUGCCCAGCCACAACCACCCUCUGCAGCAGCCCGUCCCACAGACGCAGAGCCGCCAUCGUCCGCUGCACCCGCGUCAGCCUUUUCGACGUCGGCGAAGAGCAACGCAACGCAACGGAAGGUGGCAAGGCUGCUGGACAUCACGACGAGCAGCGAAAUCAAGGAUCUGGCGAGCUACGUGGACAACAUCCUGCCGGGCUACUUCUACUCCCUGGGCGACAGUGCAAAGGAUGAGUCCAGCAGCGCCGACGUCGCGGCCGCCAGCGGCCACAGAUCUACACCGGCCCCGUCGAGUGCGGCAUCCAGUCACAGCAAUAACAACAAGACCAUCACAUCAACCGCACUUCGCAGCGCCCUCGACCAUCGUACCAUCGACGUGCACAAGAGUUUCCUGCAAGAGUUCAAGGCCGUCUACCAGAGCUACCAGCGCGUGGCCGCACAGGUCAACGAGCUGCAGUCCAAGUGCUCCAGCUUGGAAGACACGCUGAACACCACCGCGGGCUGCCCCAGCAGAGAAGUGGAAGACUUCUUUUACCAGAUUCAGGCCUACCAAGCGGAGCUGCAACUGGUGCAAAGCCACGACAAGGAGGUGGACGAGUUCCGCAAGCAGCACCACUUCGGCGCCGCUGAGCAGAAGGUGCUAGAGGAGGGGGCAGUGGAUAUGAACUUCCUCAACGCGCUGGAGCGGGCGCGGCAGGUGCACCAGCGCAGCAGCGAACUCAUGCAGUCGCAGGAAUACCACCAAGGUGCACUGGCAGUGAUGGAGUCCACCUACGGGGCCAUCACACGCGCAACGGAGAAGAUCGCGCGCCAUCUUCUCUCCACCGCCGGAAGCGGCGAGGGCCGCAGGGCUGGCGUCGUCGCGUCCGCUGCAGCAGGCAGUGCGAGGUCGAUUGCGGCCGAUGUGCCGGAGGUCACGGGCUUCCAGCUGCGGUGUGUGCGCCUCCUCUACGAGGAGAGUCCGUCGCUGCACGACAAGUUUCUUGAUGAGGUGGCGCGGCUGCGUCGGGCGUCGGUGCUGCGGCGCUACUUCCACCUCCUCACCACCGGCUCGGCGAACACGUCCACUGGCCUCUACCAGUCCGGAGUUCAGCCCUCCGCGCAUGACGGCGGCGUUGGCAGAAGGCACGAUAGCAGCGAGGCAGGGAUGGGGGCCCGCCCCCUCGAGGUGGAACUGAACAACCCCACUUAUUUCUUCAGUUCUCUUUGCGCGUGGCUACACCAGACCAUCGCCGAGGAGCAGGACUUUAUUCACAACUUCUUUGGAAGCGAUGAACCGGAGGUGGGGCGACGAGGGCGGCGCAGCCACGCGGCCACCGCGGCGCCGUCGCCGUCUUGUCUGCAAUCAGGAAGCGACGCUGCACGAACUGCGCACGACAAGACACGGCAGCAGGCGUUGCUCGACGGCGUGUUUGGAGGAGUGUGCAAGCACAUCCGGGCGGCGCUCGACAGCGUUCUGGAGCGGCUGGAGCGAACAGCGGCCGUGCUCGGUGCGGCCACAGGUGGCUUGGAGGGUGAAGGCAGAGCUGGCGGGUGCGGCAGCAUCGCCAUUGCGGGCAGCGCAGAUGCCCUCGCUCCGCGCAAGGGCCCACGUGGCCUGACUGGCGGCUUGACACGCUUGUUCAUGGCCGCCACUGGUCGCUCGCCCAUCGCGGCCUUCCGUGGCGCUGGGCAAGACGAGUCCAACGCGCUCCUUCAGCGAUACGCCGGCGUCACGACGCGCGCGCAGCAAGAAGCCGUAGCCUCAUCGAUGCUGCGCCCCCUGUUGCAGGGUAUUCAGACCUGCGUGACGCUAGUGCAGCUGUUCGAGUACUACACUGCCACAACGUUUGCGCCACUGUUGGGGGAAGCCUCCGCGCUCACCCAGCUGAUUCACAAAGCCGCUCCUGAGAAAACGCGAGAGCUCUUCCAGCGCUUGCUGCACGUCUUAGCCGUGCAUCUGCUGGACAGCACGGCGGGCAUCAUUGGCCGCACCGCGACACUGAGGAGGUUGGCGUCGUCUCACGCGCUGAAGCAGGCUGCUGAUGGUGACGACGCACAAGGUGUCUCGCCGCUUGCAACAGAGCACCGCGCCGUCACCAAGACUGGCCCCUCGACGUUUGUGCUCGACUUCCUCGUCGCCUUCACGUACGGCAUCGACGCGAACGGCCUCGGUGGCGCGCCCAAUGGGUCGGAGAGCGCACUGCUGAACGACACCGAGAGCGGCGUUCACAUGUCCUUCCCCUCCCACUCCGCUGCUGCCACCACGACUCGAUUUCGACAGGCAAACGAUGGCCAGCUGCUGCACCACAGCGCGCACGACCUCCGGCGCGUUCUAUCGCAGCUCAUCCUGCCCCCGUCCCCAGAGGUGGCGGCGUACUGCGCCGUCGUGCAUUCGGUGCUUCAGGACACCGCGCGUCAAGUCGAGCUGCUGGGUGCGAUCGCCGAGCAGCAGCGCGCUGCAGUGGCGCAGGGGCACCGCUCGAGUGGCCCGACCGCAGCCUCAGACCCCGGUGCGGCGGCGCUCGCUACACACACUGAGGUAACGUUUUUUGUGCAGGAGAUGCUACAGUCGCUGCUGAAGGCCGCGCGCUCGGUGGAGACAGACGGGCCGUUGCGGACGAACCUCGACGACCCGUGUCGCGCGAUCGUGGAGUACAAUGUGCUUUACAAACUGCGCGACGUGCUCGAACAGCACGCGGCAGUGCUUAGUGUACUCUUCAAGGGUUCAGACGCACAGGGCCCAGAGGCGGAGCAAACUUUGGACUCUAUUCGGAUGGAGUGUGCCGCUACCAUGACCACUCUGCGUCGGCGCCUUGUGUCCGCGUGGACGACCGCCGUCAAACUCUUCUACUUUCCUGUGUCGGCGGAGGCCGUUGUCGCGGCGAUGUCGAGCGCCGCGGCCGCGGAAGCCAAUGAAAAACAGCUCAUCACCGUCAAGAAGGAUGUGCGGCGGGUGCUGAAGCAGUUCGUAAACGUGUACAACACCAUCGCCUCCUUGGGCCACUUGCCGGAGCCCGUGCCCCUUCUUUCGGCCCUCGCCGGCAGCGACGACGUGUGCGAAGAAGUGCGCCGGAAAGUCACGCUGAGCAUCGUGGAAGAUGUGUACACGGCGGAGUUCAAGAUGUUAUCCGCUGUGCCGCCCACCGAGGAGCUCGUAGCGGUGCAAACCGAAAUGGCGCCGCAGAAUUUGCUCAAGCUGGUCGACUUCAGCUCCCCCGCACCCGCCGCAACGUUGCAGCCCCUUUCCUCGUGA